Molecule: messenger RNA, 1849 nt
Organism: Rhinopithecus roxellana (golden snub-nosed monkey)
Lineage: Eukaryota; Metazoa; Chordata; Mammalia; Primates; Cercopithecidae
Gene: PPOX
Product: protoporphyrinogen oxidase
Exons: 13
Coding region: 379-1812 (477 amino acids)
Biological process (GO): heme biosynthetic process
Cellular component (GO): mitochondrial inner membrane
Molecular function (GO): protoporphyrinogen oxidase activity, oxygen as acceptor
Source: RefSeq, a predicted model, not a curated record
GCCAAUCCAGAUGUAGGAGAACUAUGGUCAGGCGCGUGCCGCGAGAACAGAGUGGACGGAGAGUAGGAGAGACCGAAAAGGCUGGGGGUGGGAGUAGCGGAUUUGAAGCACUUGUUGGCCUACCGAGGCGUGGCAAACAGAGCACCUCAGAACUCAGGCGUACUGCCCGCCGCCCGAGCCUUGCAAGAGCCGAUAGCGAGGGUGUGGUCCUUAUCUGCACCCAGCGGAGCGCCGGCGGGGUACGGUCUUAGGACCUCGACCUCCUUCUGCCUCAUUUUUUCUCCUCUCUUGUGGGUGAGUCCUGGCCCCUGGACGGGGACCUCACUGUUCCACCAGCCCAUCUGUGCACACUUAAGUUUCCCUUAAAGCAGUUUCCCCAUGGGCCGGACCGUGGUCGUGUUGGGCGGAGGCAUCAGCGGCUUGGCCGCCAGUUACCACCUGAGCCGGGCCCCCUGUCCCCCUAAGGUGGUCCUGGUGGAGGGCAGUGAGCGUCUGGGAGGCUGGAUUCGCUCCGUUCGAGGCCCGAAUGGUGCUAUCUUUGAGCUUGGACCUCGGGGAAUUAGACCAGCGGGAGCCCUAGGGGCCCGGACCUUGCUCCUGGUUUCUGAGCUUGGCUUGGAUUCAGAAGUGCUGCCUGUCCGGGGAGACCACCCAGCUGCCCAGAACAGGUUCCUCUACGUGGGCGGUGCCCUGCAUGCCCUGCCCACUGGCCUCAGGGGGCUACUCCGCCCUUCACCCCCCUUCUCCAAACCUCUGUUUUGGGCUGGGCUGAGGGAGCUGACCAAGCCCCGGGGCAAAGAGCCUGAUGAGACCGUGCACAGUUUUGCCCAGCGCCGCCUUGGACCUGAGGUGGCGUCUCUAGCCAUGGACAGUCUCUGCCGUGGAGUGUUUGCAGGCAACAGCCGUGAGCUCAGCAUCAGGUCCUGUUUUCCCAGUCUCUUCCAAGCUGAGCAAACCCAUCGUUCCGUAUUACUGGGCCUGCUGCUGGGGGCAGGGCGGACCCCACAGCCAGACUCAGCACUCAUUCGCCAGGCCUUGGCUGAGCGCUGGAGCCAGUGGUCACUUCGUGGAGGUCUAGAGAUGCUGCCUCAGGCCCUUGAAACCCACCUAACUAGUAGGGGGGUCAGUGUUCUCAGAGGCCAGCCAGUCUGUGGGCUCAGCCUCCAGGCAGAAGGGCGCUGGAAGGUAUCUCUAAGGGACAGCAGUCUGGAGGCUGACCACGUUAUUAGUGCCAUUCCAGCUUCAGUGCUCAGCGAGCUGCUCCCUGCUGAGGCUGCACCUCUGGCUCGUGCCCUGAGUGCCAUCACUGCGGUGUCUGUAGCUGUGGUGAAUCUGCAGUACCGAGGAGCCCAUCUGCCUGUACAGGGAUUUGGACACUUGGUGCCAUCUUCAGAAGAUCCAGGCGUCCUGGGAAUCGUGUAUGACUCAGUUGCUUUCCCUGAGCAGGAUGGGAGCCCCCCUGGCCUCAGAGUGACUGUGAUGCUGGGAGGUUCCUGGUUACAGACACUGGAGGCGAGUGGCUGUGUCUUAUCUCAAGAGCUGUUUCAGCAGCGGGCCCAGGGAGCAGCUGCCACACAAUUAGGACUGAAGGAGCUGCCAAGUCACUGCUUGGUCCAUCUACACAAGAACUGCAUCCCCCAGUAUACACUAGGUCACUGGCAAAAACUAGAGGCAGCUAGGCAAUUCCUGGCUGCUCACAGGUUGCCCCUGACUCUGGCUGGAGCCUCCUAUGAGGGGGUUGCUGUUAAUGACUGUAUAGAGAGUGGGCGCCAGGCAGCAGUCAGUGUCCUGGGCACAGAACCUAACAGCUGAUCCCCAACUCAUGAAAAUAAAAAUUGCUGAAGCUUGG